AUGAGAAACUUGAUGAUGAGCAUAUUCUUGCUGGUUGCCUUGGUGGGAUGGCUGCUGAAUUGGGUUUUGCUGCCCACCAAGGUUUACAAGGAUUCAUGGAGGCCAAGGCUUUCUUCCACCAACUUCAACUCAGCUUAUUUCGAAGGACAAGGGACGAACCUUCUGCUCUUCUCUUUCCCUGUCAUGUUCAUGGCCGCUUUGGGAUGUGUCUAUCUCCAUUUCCACACCAAUAAGCUCGAGAAGAAGGAGAAAACACUCUCCUCAUCAUCUUCCAAAAGAGCGGUUAUGGGUAAAUUCUUUCCCUUGUCGAGGAGGCCACGUGUAAUUUCGCCGUUGGGUAUAGUCACAGGAGUGGAGCUCGCUUUCCUGGCAAUGUUUGUGGCGCUUCUCGUCUGGUCGCUCGCAAACUACUUGCACAGGAGUUUUGGCCACUCCCACAAGCUCAAGCACGGCAUAAAACCUUGGCAGGUCAAGUUUCGAAUCGUAGCACUGAUGCUCGGCUACGUUGGGAACAUAUGUUGGGCGUUUCUCUUCUUCCCCGUGGCUAGAGGAUCUUCGUUGUUGCCGCUCAUAGGGCUAACCUCAGAGUCCAGCAUCAAGUACCACAUCUGGCUAGGGCACAUCUCCAAUACCCUCUUCACCUUACACGGAAUUGGCUACAUCGUGUAUUGGCCAAUGACCAACAAAUUGUCCGAGAUGUUGGAAUGGAGCAGGACCUGGGUGUCGAAUGUCGCCGGAGAGAUCGCACUGGUGAUGGCUUUGGCGAUGUGGGCGACGAGCUUUGCUCCGAUCAGGAGGAAGACGUUUGAAGUCUUCUACUACGCUCACCAUUUAUACGUUUUGUUCAUAUUCUUCUACGUGUUGCAUGUUGGUGUCGAUUUCAUGUGCACGGUUCUUCCUGGGAUUUUUUUGUUCUUGAUCGACCGGUACUUGAGGUUCUUGCAGUCGCAGAGGAAAGCCAGGUUGGUCUCGGCUCGGCUGUUGCCUUGUGGCAGCGUCGAGCUCAACUUCUCCAAGUGCCCAGGGUUGCAAUAUAGUCCAACGAGCAUCAUGUUCAUAAAUGUGCCAACAAUUUCCAAGCUGCAAUGGCAUCCUUUCACCGUUAUCUCAAACAGCAACUUGGAGCCCGACGAUCUCAGCUUGGUCGUAAAAUGUCUUGGAAGCUGGUCACAGAAACUUUCUCACCAAAUUUCCACCUCAACGGAUCACCGUCUCGAAGUCUCUGUUGAAGGCCCCUAUGGACCCGUUUCAUCCCAUUUCCUCAGGCACGAGGCGCUGGUGCUGAUCAGCGGAGGCAGCGGAAUCACUCCAUUCAUAUCCAUAAUCCGCGAAAUCAUCUUCCAGGGCUCAUCAAACCCUAAUUCUCAAAUCCCAUCCCAAAUCCUUCUGAUCUGCGCUUUCAAAAACACCGCGGAUCUCGCCAUGCUCGACCUCCUGCUCCCCGCCGGCGGCACCCAUCACCCGAUCCCCGAACUGAACCUCCAGAUCGAAGCCUACAUCACCAGAGAGACCGAACCGCCGCCGGCCGCGACGCCGCCGCCGGCAGCUCGAAUCCGAAUCAAGAGGUUCAACCCGACCCGGUCCGACCUCCCCGUCGCAUCGAACCUCGGGCCGAACCCCUGGCUCUGGCUCGGCGCGAUCGUCGUUUCGUCCUUCUCCAUCUUCAUCGUCCUGCUCGCGACGCUCACCCGCCUCUACAUCUACCCGAUCGACCGGGACGCCCGCGACGGCAGCUUCCACUACUCGUUCUUCGUCUUGUUUGACGUCUUCCUCGCCUGCACCAGCGUUCUCACCGUCUCCUCCGCGGUGUUCAUCCUCCGCAAGAAGCAGAGGGGCUCCGGCGGUGAAGGCGGGAAAGUGAAGAGCCUGGAAGUGGAAAUGGAAGCCUCCCCGUCUCCGCCGCGGCCGGCGGGAAGUUUCGUCGGAGGAGGAGAGGUGGAAAGCGCUCCUGCUCGGCAAGUUGCUGAAGCUACCAAGGUGCAUUAUGGGCGGAGGCCCGAUCUCGAGGGGAUUUUGCUUGGAUGCCAAGCAUCGGAAGUUGGGGUGAUGGCUUGUGGGCCAAGAUCGUUGAGACAUGAAGUGGCCAGGAUCUGUUCGUCCGGCUCGGCCCAAAACCUGCAUUUUGAGUCCAUCAGCUUUAAUUGGUGA
Linum trigynum is the source of this 2148-nucleotide messenger RNA. The record is from the annotation of a GenBank genome assembly. NCBI's taxonomy places the organism in Eukaryota, Viridiplantae, Streptophyta, Magnoliopsida, Malpighiales, Linaceae.